Priapulus caudatus is the source of this 3154-nucleotide messenger RNA. Its product is annotated as protein angel homolog 2-like. Bases 269 to 2359 code for a protein of 696 amino acids. Gene Ontology annotation, molecular function: 3'-5'-RNA exonuclease activity. The record is from RefSeq and is a predicted model, not a curated record. The transcript has 7 exons. NCBI's taxonomy places the organism in Eukaryota, Metazoa, Priapulida, Priapulimorpha, Priapulimorphida, Priapulidae.
CCCUCGGACUACCUCGGACCAUUCAAGCGCGUUUUCCGAUUGAGCAUCCAUGGUGAUGAUUUCAAGUUAGGAUAGUCUAUCGUUGAAUCGUCUAUGGUGAAAGAGCUUUGCUUGGCUCCUUGCAUUUAUCAACACGCCUACUAUGUAAUGUAAAGGUUCUGGCAUCCAUGGCUGAAUGAUUCAAAUCCACUCAAAGUUUAUGCGAUAUGCCAUUGGUGCAGCAUGCAUUUCAAUGGGCUCGUACGUACUAUAUCGCUCUUUGUCGAUGAUGCACAGGUGGAUGUUUAACAGGCGAGGUGGCUCGCGUCGUCUCUUUGGCAAAGAUGGAGAACAGAGGACGAUAUGUGACAAAAAGAAGAACAGUGCUGAUGUGCAGACAGAGGGAUUCGAUCGGGCAUCUCCAACAACAGAGGCAAGCACGAAUCUAGUGAAGAGAAGAAGCUCACAUGAUUUAAAACAGGGAUCAAAUACAUCUAUGCAAGAGAUUGCACUGGAUAGACAGGUGGCAUCUCUAGGAGCUGGUAACGUGGCAAACAAGCAUAAGAGAGGUAAUGUAGAGAUGUUUGACGGGGGAGAGGCUCCUUCAAAUUCCAAGAAGAUGCUGAUGGAGUCAGAUAGCAGGAGACCGUCCCACAAGCCAGAUGUGUAUAUGAGGAAGUGGGACUACACGGCCUUCGGUCACAAGCACCUGCACCGUCGGCAGCCCGGCAUGGAGUUUAUGAUCAUGUCGUACAACGUGCUGGCCCAACGGCUACUGGAGGACCACCUAGAGCUGUACAGACACUGUCACACGGACUUCCUACAGUGGGAUUACAGGAGAGCAAAUCUAGCUGCAGAGAUACGCACCGUACAGCCCGAUAUUCUCUGCAUGCAAGAAGUCCAGAGCGACCACUAUGUCAGCUUUUGGAUGCCGAUGUUGGAGAAACUUGGCUACAGUGGCGCGUACAAGCAGCGCACGGGCGACAAGUGCGACGGCUGCGCGACCUUCUACCGCACGGACGUCUUCCAGCUGGAGGCGCGCCGCGAUGUCGAGUACCUGCGCGUUGGCGCCACCCUCCUCGACCGCGACAACGUGGCGCUCGUCGUCGUGCUGCGGCCGCGCGCCGCGAGCGUCGCCACCAGGCGGCUCUGCGUCGCCAACACGCACCUGCUGUACAAUCCGCGACGCGGCGACGUGAAGCUCGCGCAGCUCAGCGUGCUGCUCGCCGAGGUCGACCGGCUUGCGGCCGCCGCCAGGGGGCGCCGCUGCGCGGUCGUUCUGUGCGGCGACUUCAACAUGCAGCCGUUCUGCGACCUGUACCGGUUCCUGUGCGGCGGGCGGCUGCGCUACGGCGGCCUGCACUCGAGUCAGAUGUCCGGGCAGACGCACAAGCGCACGAGCAGUGUGAUGCGCACACAGCUGCUGCCGGAGACGGUCGGCAUCUCCGAGCAGUGCCAGUACGUCGCGUCUCUGCCGGCGAGAGACGCCAGCGCCCCCACGGCGACGAGAGACGCCAGCGCCCCCACGGCGACGAGAGAUACCCGCGCCCCCACGGCGACGAGAGAUGGCAGUGUUCCCACGGAAACCAGGGACAGGAGGGCAGUGAAAGAUGCCAGCGCACCCUGGGGGCGCGACAGCAGAGCGGCGGCGGCGGCGGCGGACUCGGACUCGUACGACAGCGACGCCACACUGAAGGACAGCGACACGUCGUCCGUGUCGGCGUCGUGCGACCUGAGUCGGUCGAGCGACUCGGACGCCUAUCUCAGCGCCACCUCUGGGUCGACGCUCGGUGCAUCGUCGGCGUACAUGACCGCCGCCGGCUCCCUCGCCUCGCUCACCUCCUCCGAAAUGUACUUCUCGGCGGCAGAACCCCCGGACUCUGAUCCCUCAGCAUCCGACCCGGAGACUUCGCCCGCGUCCGCGAAAUCGCGGAGUCCGACGAAGGAGUCGUCGGCGCCUCCCUGCGGGCCGGGCGCAGCAGCCCUCAUGCCGCCGCCGCCGGCGGCAGCGGCGCGCGUCGUCACGUAUGAGACGGGGCACGUGUCGCACGCGCUGGAGCUCGUGUCUGUCUACCGGCACCUGUUCCCGAACAACGAGCCCGAGGUGAGCACGUCGCAUGACGACCAGCACAUGUGCGUCGACUUUGCCUUCUACGGCGUGCGCGGGAAGCGCACGUUCUUUGACAGGUUUGGCCGCUUCCGCGUGUGCGACGUGCGCGAGGGUGCGCUGCGGCUGGUCGGGCGCAUGCGGCUGUUGACAGCGAUGGAGAUUCGCGAGCUGGGAUGCCUGCCGAACAAAUCGAUGUCGUCAGACCACCUCUGGGUUGGUGCAAAGUUCCUGCUGGCGGACGAAGAGGAUGAGGAUGAUGAUUUAGGUUGAGUUAAAGGGAUGGGAGUUGGUAUAUUUGUUGUUGUGAUGGCGUGUAUAUACCAGCUGCCUCGCUUCAGUCGAUAUUGGCAUACGUGGAAAGGACGUCGAUCAUUGAUGGACUACGUGUUUGCAGACAAUUUAUUUGCUUGAUGCACCGACGAUAUGCUUGCGCCCUGUGUAACAUAGCAACAUGUUGUAAGACGACGAUUGAAAUGUUACAAGCAGGCCAGUCGGUGAUUAUCGGCUGGCAGGAUACUGGCCUAAACUAAGAGUGGCAGAGAGAAAUUAAAAUAGUAAUUCCUGUCCCUUUAACGAAUUAGCGAAUUGAAUGGAAGCGCAUUUGUGAAGUGAAAUCGUUUUCUCUACGGCUUUAUUCUGCGCAGUGCUUUCUGUGAUUUGUUUUAUAUUUAAUAACGUGUGAAUUUAGUCGGGGACAGAAUCAAGAUGGCAGAUUUGCCAAGGUGAUUUGCCAAAUAAGUGAAAGCUAUAUAGUUUAAUGUGAAUUGUGUUCUCGGUUCCUAAGCUGGUAUAUCACUGUCAUGAAGUCUUGGUUUUGGUUUGUGUUUUGUUAAUCGAGUCUAAAGUUUCCACAUACAUUGCCACACGUCUUUUGUUUGGAGCCUCAGCCAUUUUAUAUCCAGUGCAUGUAUGACCCGAUGUGUAGUUGAUGUGAGAAUUAAUACUGGGCUUCAUUUUAAUCUUGUUGAUGCAGAGAAAACUCGGUUAUACCCUACUGUAGAUACUACCAGGACUGAUACUACGUAUUAAAGGACAAUGUUUUUAAUAAAUUUCGUUUAUUCACUA